AUGGAGCACAACGACGCGUUGACCAGGGAGGCCGAGCAGAAUUUGAAAAAUCGACAAAGCUUCCAUAAAUAUGGUAGUGACGCUGAUGGGAAUAUCCGAGGUUUGAAGCCGGCUGAAGAUCACAAUGCUCAUGAGCAACACGGCAACAUCAAAAUGCAGCACCAGGGCUCGAUGAGUGGGAUGAGAAAUCAGGCAGCGAUUCCGGGGGAUGGCCAGCAAAUGAUGGGCUCGGAUCUGUUAAGUAACCGCGAAAUCUCCCAUCAAGAAAAAGGACGUGGCUCUGAUGAGAAUGCUGGUGAACGACCUUCCAAUCCGACCUUUUUCACUCGUGAC
Messenger RNA from Mesorhabditis spiculigera, 333 nucleotides. The record is from the annotation of a GenBank genome assembly. Lineage: Eukaryota; Metazoa; Nematoda; Chromadorea; Rhabditida; Rhabditidae.